AUGGUUUCUAAUGUUACGAAGUCCCGUCUCCCUCGUAACCCCAUUUCUGCUCUUCAUGACCCGACUUGGAAAAUGGCUAUGGAUGAUGAAUUUCAUGCUCUUAUUAAUAAUAAGACGUGGGAGUUGGUGCCCCGUCCACCUCAUGUUAAUGUUAUUCGUUCUAUGUGGAUUUUUACUCAUAAGGUGAAAUCCGACGGUUCUUUUGAGAGGCAUAAAGCCUGCCUUGUAGAUGAUGGAAAACACAAUAGAUUGGCAUUGAUUGUGGGGGAAACUUUUAGACCGGUGGUGAAACCGGCUACUAUCCGUACUGUUCUUAGCUUGGCUUUGUCUAAAGCUUGGCAAAUUCAUCAACUUGAUGUGAAAAAAUGCUUUUUUGCACGGAGUGACAACUCUCUCUUUAUGUAUCGUGUUGGCUCGGAUGUGGCUUAUUUGUUACUCUUAGAGUUUGCUAUGAAGGACUUGGGUCCUCUUAAUUACUUUCUUGGCAUUGCUUUGACAAGGCAUAACGGUGGAUUAUUUUUGUCACAACGGAAAUAUGCUGAGGAGAUCAUUGACAGGGAUGAGCUCAUGUAA
Chenopodium quinoa (quinoa) is the source of this 573-nucleotide messenger RNA. RefSeq lists its product as uncharacterized. Lineage: Eukaryota; Viridiplantae; Streptophyta; Magnoliopsida; Caryophyllales; Amaranthaceae. The transcript is spliced from 3 exons. Bases 1 to 573 code for a protein of 190 amino acids. The record is from RefSeq and is a predicted model, not a curated record.